Molecule: messenger RNA, 12665 nt
Organism: Pelobates fuscus (common spadefoot toad)
Lineage: Eukaryota; Metazoa; Chordata; Amphibia; Anura; Pelobatidae
Gene: DNAH12
Product: dynein axonemal heavy chain 12
Exons: 73
Coding region: 56-11935 (3959 amino acids)
Biological process (GO): microtubule-based movement
Cellular component (GO): dynein complex
Molecular function (GO): dynein light intermediate chain binding; minus-end-directed microtubule motor activity; dynein intermediate chain binding
Source: RefSeq, a predicted model, not a curated record
CACCGACUGCAAAGCUCUGAGCGCAGCCUGUGAGGACAGCAGCACCCGGGACAGGAUGGCUUCCAAUAAGGCUUCAUGGCUCCAUUCAGCAGAGAAUUUAGAUGUUCGAUUACCACCUAUUUACCUUCCAGUGGGUUCUUCAAGCUUGACAGCUACGAAUCUCUUGAAACACAAAAGAAGCAGAGAACAACAGUUGACCCUCAAUGAUAUCAUAGUCAACGAGGGUAUAAAAGCCUAUGAAGAGUCCAUGAAGGAACAGAAAAAGAGGGUUCCUACACCCCCUGAACCCCAAUUACCCUCAACUAUGAACAGUGAGCAGAGAAAACGCAGACUGAAUUACCUCUACAUGAAGAACUGUGUAGAGAGCAGCCCUGUGGUGCCUAUCCAGAAGCACUGGCUAAACUCUAUACUCUCCAAUGUACCAGCAUCACUGCAACAGGGGAAAGACCGGGAGGAUCUGGUUAAAGAACUGCUAGAGGAAGUUUCACAAGACUUUGAAAAGAGCAUGAAGAGACACCUUGUGAAAAGUGUGCUGGUCAAGCCAGAGGUGAAAGGACUUGAAGCAGAAGACUCCAGACCAUUACCGGAGUCCCCUGUGGGUCUGGAUUUCUCAAGGCCUUGGCACCAGAAAUAUACCCAAGCACGCAAUCGGAUUAAAGCUAACCUGCAUGUUACGCACCCAGGCCUCAGGACUAUACUGGACCUUGGCUUCUUCACAUUCUCCAAAUUGAUAGUAGUUGACUUAUCUGAAUACAGAUCGAAGGGACCUGUUGAAUGUGAAUCCUUGAAAAACAAUGUUUCGUUAGCUUGUGCAAAAACAGAGGAGAAAUUACUCAAUACGUGGUAUCCAAAAGUGAUCAAUCUUUUCACAAAUAAGGAAGCAUUGUCGGCCAUUAAACCAGACAAAAUUGAUUCUUUCUACACUUGUUUGUCAACGCUCAUGUCAAAUCAGUUGAAAGAUCUGUUGCAAAGAAGUAUAGAGGCGUAUGUGAAGUUAUUUGAUGACUCUGACCUGCGUUGGCUGCCAUUGUUCAAAAUGCAACUCACAUUUGAUGAUGAGAAAAUGGAUUUUUAUCCCAGUUUCCAAGAUCUGGAAGAAGCCGUCUUAUUUAUCGUGACCCAGAUAUCAAAUACACUGCAGAACAUUCAGACUGCCCAGUCUUGGCUUUCUGGUAGCUCAACUGUCCAAAGGAUUGAAGCAAAACUACCAGACCAUGUCAUUCAGUGGGCCAUUUCAAAGCUAAAGGAAGCAGUCCAGCACCAUUUGGAAGAGCCCAAGAAGCAUUUUGACACUUAUGUUGAAAGCUUUACCUGGUUGGUGGAUGGUACUGCGUCUCAGCAAGUGGAAACGUUUCUCACCGAAAAGCACAACUUUGAGGAAUACACAGCAUUUAUUGAGCAAUUUCAUAGCCUUGCCAAAAGCAUCGCUAGUUUGCCAAGAUGGGCACAUUUCACUAUGAUUGAAUUGGACUGUGAUGAUCUGAAGUCAGGUUUGGCUGAUAAAGCAAAAAGCUAUGCACGGUUUUUACUGGAGGUACUGACAACCAACCACAGAAAAGAAAAUGAAAGAAUCUGCACGGAGUUUGAGAGGAUUAAAGAACAUGCAUUAAGGGCCCCUGUAACCACAGAGGACGUGAUUGAAGCCAUAGAGUUUGUUGAGCAAGUUAAGACCAAAGGUCUUGUGGCACUAAAAGCUCAGAUUGCCGAGAGCAAGCAGAGAAUGGAUUAUCUUUUAGAUGUUUUUAUGUUUACCUCUGAAGACUUAGCCCUGAAUGCAACUGUACUAUUGUGGCCUAAGAAAAUAAAUCCUGUCUUUGACGAAAAUGACGAGCUGAUUGAAAAAGCCAAGCGUAAAGGAGAGAGUUUGUUAAUAGGGAAAAGAGAGAAAUUAAUGCUGGAAUUGGAGAAACUUUCACGUCGGAUGGAAGAAUUUGGUGAAUGUUCUGAACUGAAUAUGGUCCAUCAGUAUGUAACAGACGUGAGGACAGUGCAAAAGCGUAUUGCAGAUUCUGAGGAGACCAUCACAUUUAUCAAUAAAGAAGAAGCUCUGUAUAAAUGGGACCUGACAAGUUAUCCUGAGCUGGAUUCUUUAAAAGCAAACAUUGAGCCAUAUCAGAAAAUCUUCAAUUUAAUCUAUAAAUGGCAGAGGACUGAGAAGAGAUGGAUGGACGGAGCCUUUCUUGACUUAAACGGAGAGAGCAUGGAAGCAGAGGUUGACGAGUUUUUUCGCGAAGUGUAUAAGUCGAUGAAAUUUUUUCAGCAGAAGCAGAAGAAGGCUGAAGAAGAAAAGAAAAAGGCAGCUCCUCAGCGGACGCUCACCGACGAGAAGGUGGAAGAAGAGAAGAAAGAAAGCAGUAUGGUUCAGAUGUGUUCAGCAGUGAUGGAGCAGAUAAAGGAGUUUAAGGAAUACAUCCCGUUGGUGAGCAUCCUUUGUAAUCCAGGAAUCCGAGCCCGUCACUGGCGUCAAAUUUCAGAGAUCGUGGAAUAUGACCUGACUCCAGAUUCUGGAACCACUUUAAGGAAGGUUUUGAAGCAAAAUCUAACUCCAUAUCUAGAUAAAUUUGAGCAAAUUAGUGCAGCAGCUAGCAAGGAAUUCUCUCUUGAGAAGGCGAUGCAUACGAUGCAAGAGAGUUGGGAUAACAUUUCAUUUAACACCAAUGCCUAUCGAGAUUCUGGAGUGUCAAUCUUGUCGGCAGUGGAUGAGAUUCAGACCACGCUUGAUGACCAGAUCAUAAAGACUCAGACAAUGAGAGGCUCCCCAUUUAUCAAACCGUAUGAGAAAGAAAUAAAGCAAUGGGAGGAAAGGCUGAUACAUGUCCAAGACACCAUUGAUGAAUGGCUGAAGGUGCAAGCUCAGUGGCUUUAUUUGGAUCCCAUCUUCUCCUCAGAGGACAUCAUGCAGCAAAUGCCUGAAGAAGGACGUCUCUUUCAAACAGUGGACAGAAACUGGAAAGAAAUCAUGAAACAUUGUGUAAAGGACCCCAAGGUUUUAAGUGCAACCUCUAUGACGGGGCUUUUGGAAAAACUACAAGAUAGCAAUAUGCUCCUUGAUAAAAUCAUGAAAGGACUCAAUGCCUAUCUGGAAAAAAAGAGACUAUUCUUCCCACGCUUUUUCUUUUUGUCAAAUGACGAAAUGCUAGAAAUACUGUCAGAGACUAAGGAUCCCCUGCGCGUUCAACCACAUUUAAAGAAGUGCUUUGAAGGCAUUGCUAAAUUGGAAUUUCUUCCCAAUUUGGACAUUAAAUCCAUGUAUAGUGCAGAAGGGGAGAGAGUGGAGCUAAUUCAAACAAUCUCCACAUCUGAAGCUCGUGGUGCAGUGGAAAAAUGGCUUAUUCAAGUGGAGGAUGUCAUGCUGCGUAGCAUACAUGACGUUAUUGCAAAGUCGAGAUUGGCCUAUCCUGAAACGCCAAGAAAAGUGUGGGUGAGAGAUUGGCCCGGGCAGGUUGUGCUUUGUGUCUCCCAAAUGUACUGGACAAGUGAGGUUCAUGAAGCAAUACACAGUGGACUAGAGGGCUUGAAAAACUACUACGACACCCUCCAGCUGCAGCUUAAUGACAUAGUUGAACUUGUAAGAGGAAAGUUGUCCAAACAGACAAGGACUACACUCGGGGCUUUGGUCACCAUUGACGUACAUGCUCGAGAUGUGGUCAUGGAUAUGAUCGGAACAGGUGUUACCCAUGAAACAGAUUUCCAGUGGCUCUCCCAGUUGCGGUAUUACUGGGAAAAUGAGAAUGCGCGUGUUCGGAUCAUAAACUGCAAUGUGAAAUAUGCCUAUGAGUAUCUGGGAAACUCGCCUCGUCUUGUCAUUACUCCACUCACAGACAGGUGCUACCGGACUUUGAUUGGAGCCUUUUUCCUAAGUCUUGGUGGUGCACCAGAGGGACCUGCCGGAACUGGAAAAACAGAGACUACAAAGGAUCUGGCCAAAGCUCUAGCGGUGCAAUGUGUUGUGUUCAACUGCUCUGAUGGUCUGGAUUAUAUUGCAAUGUCAAAGUUUUUCAAAGGUUUGGCCUCCUCGGGUGCCUGGGCAUGCUUUGAUGAGUUUAACCGCAUUGAGUUGGAAGUACUUUCUGUAGUCGCACAGCAGAUCCUGUGUAUUCAGAGAGCCAUCCAGAUGAAAAUGGAACUAUUUAACUUUGAAGGAACUGAACUAAAGCUGAAUCCAAACUGCUUUGUAGCCAUUACUAUGAAUCCUGGUUAUGCAGGCCGUUCAGAAUUGCCUGACAACCUCAAGGUUUUGUUUCGGACAGUUGCCAUGAUGGUUCCAAACUACGCUCUGAUUGCGGAGAUCUCCCUGUAUUCAUACGGCUUUCUACAUGCUAAACCUCUCUCAGUGAAGAUCGUAAUGACAUACAGGCUGUGCUCAGAGCAACUUUCCUCUCAGUUCCACUACGACUAUGGGAUGCGUGCAGUAAAGGCUGUUUUAGUGGCUGCUGGGAAUCUUAAACUGAAAUAUCCCAAUGAAAAUGAAGAUAUACUUCUUCUUCGAUCUAUCAAGGAUGUAAAUGAGCCCAAAUUUUUGUCACACGAUAUCCCUCUCUUCGCUGGGAUUACCAGUGAUCUGUUUCCUGGUAUCCAACUUCCUGAAGCCGAUUACAAAGAUUUACUAGAAUGCGCUCAAGAAAGCUGCAUCAAACACAACGUUCUGCCAGAGGCUGUAUUUUUGGAGAAAAUGAUUCAAUCAUAUGAAAUGAUGAUCGUAAGGCAUGGUUUUAUGUUAGUUGGAGAGCCUUUCUCUGGCAAAACAAAGGUCCUUCACGUUUUGGCUGAUACCCUUUCUCUAAUGAAUGAAAAAGGAUGCGAGGAAGAAAAAGUUAUCCACAGAACAGUCAAUCCUAAAUCCAUCACCAUGGGCCAACUGUUCGGACAAUUCGAUCCAGUAUCACAUGAGUGGACUGAUGGCAUCGUUGCAAACACUUUCCGUGAGUUUGCGUUAUCUGAGACCAGUGAGCGGAAGUGGGUCAUAUUUGAUGGACCAAUUGAUACUUUAUGGAUAGAAAGUAUGAACACUGUGCUAGAUGAUAAUAAAAAGCUGUGCCUGAUGAGUGGUGAAAUCAUUCAGAUGUCCCCUCAAAUGAGUCUGAUCUUUGAAACAAUGGACCUCUCCCAGGCCUCACCUGCAACAGUAAGCCGCUGUGGGAUGAUCUACCUUGAGCCACUGCAACUUGGCUGGAUGCCGCUUGUAAAAUCCUGGAUGAAUACACUUCCUGAAGCUCUGAAAAACAAGGAUCACUUUUCACUUCUGAUGGAGCUUUUUGAAUGGCUGAUCCCACCCUCCUUAAGGUUUCUUCGAAAACAGUGCAAGGAGCUGGUGUCAUCUAGCAAUAGCAAUGUAGUGAUUUCGCUCACCCGACUCUUUGAAAUGCUUCUUUUUGACCUGGUGAGAGAAGACCCUACAAAUAAAAACACCCGUGUAUGGAUAAUGGCAUGUUUUGGCUUUUCCAUGGUAUGGUCUAUUGGAGGCUGCUGUGACACUGACAGCCGGGUGAAAUUUGAUGCAUUCCUUAGAGAAAUUCUAUCAGGAAAAUCUGAGGCCCAUCCACUGCCAGUGGCUGUGGGCAAAUGGGAAUGUCCAUUUGAUGAUAAAGGCCUGGUUUACGACUAUGUAUAUGAGCUGAAAGGCAAAGGGCAUUGGGUUCACUGGAACGAGUUCAUCAAAAACACGACCAUCGGAGAUAAUAAGACAAAAAUUCAAGAUAUUAUUGUGCCGACAAUAGAUACUGUCAGAUACACCUUUCUCAUGGAACUGUGCAUCCAAUAUGAAAAACCCUUGCUAUUUGUGGGACCAACUGGCACAGGCAAAUCUGUCUACGUUAAGGACAAAUUAAUGAACAACUUGGACAAAAAUAAAUUCUUUCCUUUCUUCGUCAAUUUCUCAGCUCGGACCAGUGCUAACCAAAUCCAGAACAUCGUCAUGGACAGACUGGAUAAACGACGAAAAGGAGUGUUUGGACCACCUGUAGGGAAGAAAUGUGUAAUUUUUGUGGAUGAUAUGAACAUGCCAGCCUUGGAGAAAUAUGGAGCUCAGCCGCCCAUAGAACUUUUACGCCAGUUUUUUGACCAUGGAAACUGGUAUGAUUUAAAGGACACCACCAAGAUAUCCUUGGUUGACAUGCAGCUGGUCGCAGCAAUGGGACCACCUGGUGGUGGGAGGAAUGCAGUCACCCCUCGCUUCCUGCGUCACUUCAAUAUUUGUACCAUGAAUCCUUUCAGCGAUGAUACCAUGGUUCGCAUUUUCUCUGCCGUUGUCUCAUUUUACCUUAGACGUCAUGAGUUUCCACCUGAUUUCUUCACAGUUGGGACCCAGAUUGUUAAUGGCACAAUGGAGGUAUACAAAAAAGCCAUGGAAAAUCUGCUACCCACUCCAGCUAAAUCCCAUUACACAUUCAAUCUGCGAGAUUUCUCCCGAGUCAUCCAAGGUUGCCUGCUUAUCAAAAAGGAUGCAGCAGAAAAUAAGCGUGUAAUGGUGCGUCUGUUCGUGCAUGAGGUACUACGAGUAUUUUACGACCGUUUAGUAGACAACAAGGACCAAUCCUGGCUUUUCCACCUAAUCAAAGACAUUGUGAAAGACCAUUUUAAAGAAAAUUUUGACUCGGUGUUUGAGCAUUUAAGAAAAGACAAUGCACCAUUCUCUGAGGAAAAUAGCCGAAACUUGCUGUUUGGUGAUUACAUGAAUCCAGACCUUGAAGCAGAUGAGCGAUUGUAUAUAGAGAUUCCCACCAUGGAACAAUUCAGUAAUGUUGUAGAACGUUGUUUGGAGGAAUAUAACCAGACCCACAAAUCCAGAAUGAACCUCGUUAUAUUCAGAUAUGCCCUUGAACAUUUGUCCCGUAUAUGCCGAAUUCUGAAACAGCCAGGUGGUAAUGCUCUGCUGGUUGGAGUUGGAGGAAGUGGCCGGCAAUCGCUGACCCGUCUCGCCUCUUCUAUGGCAAAAAUGAAUAUCUUUCAACCAGAGAUCUCCAAGAGCUACGCAAUGAAUGAAUGGAGAGAAGAUCUCAAGUCCUUACUCAGGAGUGCAGGAGUUAAGGGUCAAAAAACAGUUUUCCUAAUAACGGACACGCAGAUCAAAGAAGAAGCUUUUCUCGAGGAUGUUGACAGUCUGCUUAACACUGGAGAGGUUCCAAAUAUGUUUGCUGCAGAUGAAAAGCAGGAAAUAAUGGAGGGAGUUCGCACAGCUGCUCAAGCUGGAAAUAAAAAUGUUGAACUGGGUCCUCUGGCUCUUUUUGCCUUCUUUGUAAACCGCUGCAAAGAAAACCUUCAUAUUGUGGUUGCCUUUAGCCCCAUUGGAGAUGCCUUCCGGAACCGCCUUCGGCAAUUCCCAUCGCUUAUCAACUGUUGCACCAUCGACUGGUUCCAGCCAUGGCCGGAAGAUGCCCUUGAGCGGGUUGCUAUUAAAUUUCUGGAAACACUGGAAUUGACCAGCACCGAACGUAAAGAAGUUGUGCCAAUCUGUAAAUACUUUCAUACGUCUGCAUUAGAGCUGUCUGACAAGUUUUUGAGAGAACAGGGGAGACAUAACUAUGUUACACCCACCUCAUAUUUGGAAUUAAUUGCUGCUUUCCGCCAGCUGUUGUCUCAGAAGCGUGAUACUGUGAUGAAAGCAAAGAAAAGAUACACCAACGGCUUGGAUAAAUUGGCUUUUGCAGAAUCUCAGGUAGCAGAGAUGAAGAAGGAGUUAGUUGAAUUGCAACCCAAACUGGAAGAGGCCAAGGUGGAAAAUGACAAUAUGAUGAAGAUUAUCGAAGUAGAAUCAGCUGCAGUUGAGGCAAAGAGUAAAAUUGUUCGUGUGGAUGAAGAGAUAGCCUCCCAGAAAGCUGAGGAAGCCCAAGCCUUGAAGAAUGAGUGUGAGAGUGAUCUUGCCGAGGCUAUACCAGCACUGGAGGCAGCUCUGUCAGCCUUGGAUACACUAAAGCCUUCUGAUAUCACUAUUGUAAAAGCAAUGAAAAACCCCCCGUCUGGUGUAAAACUCGUCAUGUCGGCUGUGUGUGUCAUGAAAGAAAUCAAGCCAGAAAAAAUAAGUGAUCCUGCAGGGACUGGACAGAAGAUAAUGGACUAUUGGGGACCAAGUAAAAAGCUACUUGGUGACAUGAAUUUCUUAAAAGAUCUCCGAGAAUAUGACAAGGAUAAUAUUCCAGUGCCAGUAAUGGCAAAAAUCCGCAGUGAAUAUAUCAUCAACCAAGAUUUUGAUCCUGUCAAAGUGGCUAAAGCUUCAUCAGCAGCCGAGGGAUUGUGCAGAUGGAUCAUGUCCAUGGAGAGUUAUGAUCGAAUAGCUAAGGUGGUUGCUCCCAAGAAAGCGCGUCUUGCAGAGGCUCAGCAGUCAUUGGCUGGAACAAUGGCUCUUCUGAACCAGAAAAGAGCAGAACUGAAAGCCGUUGAGGACCGCCUGGCUGCACUGGAAAAAACGUUUCAAGAGAAAACUGAAGAGAAAGUCCAACUGGAAUUUCAAGUUGAUCUCUGUGCUAAAAAACUAGAACGUGCAGAAAAACUGAUCGGGGGUCUUGGCGGAGAGAAAUCAAGAUGGUCGAACGCUGCAGAUUCUCUUCAAAACACAUAUGACAAUCUAACUGGUGAUGUCCUGGUAUCUGCUGGUGUGAUCGCUUAUCUUGGUGCUUUCACAGCUGGAUUUCGACACGAGUGUACCAAGGCCUGGAGCAAAAUGUGCAAGAGAAAAAUGAUUCCUUGUUCCGAUGAUUUCUCAUUGAGCAAGACACUCGGAGAUCCAAUUAAAAUCCGAGCCUGGAAUAUUGCUGGGCUACCCACUGACAUCUUCUCUGUGGACAAUGGAGUGAUUGUCAGUAACUCCAGACGCUGGCCAUUAAUGAUUGACCCUCAGAGUCAAGCAAACAAAUGGAUAAAAAAUUCAGAACGAGAGAACCAGCUGAAUGUGAUCAAGUUAACGGACUCGGAUUACAUGCGCACACUGGAGAACUGCAUUCAGUUUGGAACCCCUCUUCUUCUGGAGAAUGUAGGGGAAGACUUGGACCCCUCUCUAGAACCAUUACUGCUGAAGCAGACAUUUAAACAAGGAGGUGUGGAUUGCAUCCGUCUUGGUGAAGCCAUCAUUGAAUAUUCCAGAGACUUCCGAUUCUACAUAACGACAAAACUCAGAAACCCACAUUAUCUGCCAGAGUUGGCCACUAAGGUCUCCUUGCUCAACUUCAUGAUCACUCCUGAAGGCUUGGAGGACCAGCUGCUGGGGAUUGCUGUGGCAAAGGAGAGACCAGAGCUGGAAGAGGAGAGAAACGCACUUAUCUUACAGUCUGCCGCGAACAAGAAACAACUGAAAGAAAUCGAGGACAAGAUCCUGGAAACUUUGCAGUCAUCAGAAGGAAAUAUUUUGGAAGAUGAGAGUGCAAUACAGAUCUUAGACUCUGCUAAAUUAAUGUCAAAUGAGAUCAGUAAGAAGCAGCAGAUUGCUGAGAAAACGGAAAUAAAAAUAGCAGAAUCCAGAGAGGGUUACCGGCCAAUAGCCAAACACUCCUCUGUGCUGUUCUUCAGUAUUGCGGAUCUAGCCAACAUCGAUCCAAUGUAUCAAUAUUCGCUAAACUGGUUUGUCAAUCUUUACAUUAACUCCAUCCAGGACAGCAACAAAUCUAAAAUCUUAGAGAAACGCCUUCGGUACCUGAAUGAUCACUUCACAUACAAUUUAUACUGCAAUGUCUGCCGAUCACUUUUUGAAAAAGACAAACUACUCUUCUCCUUCUUACUUUGUUGCAACCUUCUCAUGGCAAGAAAGGAGAUUGAAAACCAGGAAUUCAUGUUCUUGCUCACAGGUGGAGUUGGUCUCCAAAAUAAUGUACCCAACCCAGCUCCGUCAUGGCUUCCGGAUAAAAGCUGGGAUGAGCUUUGCCGUGCAAAUGACUUAGCUUCUUUUAAAGGUUUAAGAGAACACUUCAGAGAGAAUCCCAAAGAGUGGCAUAAAAUAUACGACAGCAAAGAGCCGCACAAUGUUCUCUUGCCCAGUCCAUUUAACGAGAGUCUGAAUGAACUUCAGAAAAUGAUCAUUCUACGCUGCCUGCGACCUGACAAGAUAAGCCCUGCCAUUACCAGCUAUGUGACUGAUAAACUUGGAAAGAAAUUUGUGGAACCUCCACCUUUUGAUUUGUCAAAGAGUUAUUUGGAUUCCAAUUCUACAAUCCCACUGAUCUUCGUGUUAUCACCAGGAGCUGAUCCAAUGGCAAGUUUACUGAAAUUCGCAAAUGACAAAGACAUGGGAGGAGAUAAAUUCCAAGCCAUCUCCUUGGGGCAAGGUCAAGGGCCAGUAGCUACAAAAAUGAUUAAAGAAGCUUUAACAGAAGGUACCUGGGUUUGCCUGCAAAACUGCCACCUUGCUGUGUCCUGGAUGUCAACAUUAGAAAAGAUAUGUGAGGAAUUUAACAGUGACACAUGCCACCCGGACUUCCGACUAUGGCUUACCAGCUAUCCAUCCCCAAAGUUUCCUGUGACCAUCUUGCAAAACGGGGUGAAGAUGACCAAUGAGCCCCCUACAGGCCUGAGACUGAAUCUGUUACAGUCAUACCUUACUGACCCCAUCUCUGAUACAGACUUCUUUAAUGGCUGCCCUGGAAAAGAGCUGGUAUGGCAGAAGCUACUUUAUGGGGUCUGCUUUUUCCAUGCUCUGGUCCAGGAAAGGAAGAAGUUUGGGCCUCUGGGCUGGAACAUACCAUACGGCUUUAAUGAAUCUGAUUUGCGCAUCAGUAUUCGACAACUUCAGCUGUUUGUAACUGAUUAUGACCAAGUUCCUUUCGAAGCGAUCUCGUACCUCACGGGUGAAUGCAAUUAUGGCGGGCGUGUAACUGAUGAUUGGGACCGGCGCCUCCUGCUGACUACACUGGCUGAUUUCUACAAUAUUGACAUUGUAGAAAACCCACGAUAUUCUUUUUCACCAAGUGGAAACUACUUGUCGCCACCUAAAAGCACAUAUGAAGACUGCAUUGAAUUCAUUAAGAGGCUUCCAUUUAGUCAGCACCCUGAGGUCUUUGGGUUACAUGAAAAUGUUGACAUAUCGAAGGAUCUCCAACAAACCAAAAUCAUCUUUGAGUCCUUGCUGCUCACUCAAGGUGGAAACAGGGCAGGCGGGUCCUCAGGCUCCAGUGAUCACACAUUGUUGGAAAUUGCAAAGGAUAUACUAUCCAAGUUCCCAAAAGACUUUGACACUGAGGCCGCUCUGCAGAAAUUCCCUGUGAGAUAUGAAGAAAGCAUGAACACUGUGCUUGUGCAAGAAAUGGAGAGAUUUAACAAUUUAACCCGCACAAUCCGGACAACGUUGCAGAAUUUGCAGAAAGCCAUUAAAGGACUGGUUGUUAUGGACGCCGAGUUGGAGGCUUUGGCCGGCAGCUUAAUUGUAGGCAAAGUUCCUGAAACAUGGGCAAAGCGUUCGUAUCCCAGUCUGAAGCCAUUAGGAAGCUACGUGACUGACUUCCUAGCGAGGUUAAAGUUUCUGCAGAAUUGGUUUGAAUUUGGCAAACCCAAUGUCUUCUGGCUGUCUGGUUUCUUCUUUACGCAAGCAUUUCUAACAGGUGGCAUGCAGAACUAUGCCCGUAAAUACAAAGUUCCCAUUGACCUGUUGGGGUAUGAGUUUCAGGUCCUGCCUAUCGACACUUCAGACUCCUCACCACCAGAUGGUGUUUACAUCAAUGGGUUGUUCCUAGAUGGAGCUCGCUGGGACAGAGAAAGCGGGGUGCUUACUGAACAACACCCCAAAAUCCUCUUUGACUCUGUGCCUAUAAUCUGGAUAAAGCCAAAUAAAAGAUCGGAUAUUAAGAAGUCAUUGUCCUACGUCUGCCCUCUCUACAAAACAAGUGAACGCAAAGGCACACUUUCUACAACUGGGCAUUCCACCAACUUUGUCAUAGCCCUUCAGCUGCCAACGGACAAACCUGUUCAGCACUGGAUCAAACGUGGGGUGGCCCUCCUCUGUCAACUAGAUGAUUAAACUUUCCAUCACCACCGGCGCUUUACAGGGCUGGAAAUAAGAUAUCAACCAUCGCGCUUCGUACUAUUCCUACGUUAAUUAUUUAAUUUGCUGUCAGUAUUGUAUGGCCCUCAUAAUCCAAUCCUCACUCAGUGUCAGAGAGAAAUCACUUCUCAUUUUAACUUGCAAUUCAUAUCUGAAAUUUUUCAAGAAACAUUUAGUGUCACAAUAACCAUAUUUAAAGUGACAGUAAUUUCCCAGUUUCAUGUAGCGAAGUUUUUAGAAAGUUUUUACUUUACAUAUUUAUUCCACUACUGGUAUGUGCCUUUUACAAAACGCUGGAUUAGUCUGUUCCUAACCCCUGAAAUGCUACAAUGAUGAUGGAUUAAAGGGACGAGCCCGGUUGGAUUUAACAUAAUUUUUAUUGCAUAAUGGAGAUAAUGCAUUAAAAAUUUGAUAUUUACGUCUAAAUGUGGUUCAUUUGUUGACUUUCUGCAGCUUCUGCCAAGACUGAGACUGGCUGAAAUUUUUCCCUAAAUCUUGUUUCUCCCAUUCUUAUAUGGGACAUUGUGCUAAUUUCCUAAGUCCCCAAAGAACAGGCAUAAAGGAACACAAUGCACUAUGCAAAUAGGAGGAGGGUAGGUGGUUAUGGUACGUGCAGUGCCUAUUAAAUAGCAUAUGUAUUUGGCAGAUUUAAUUCUACAGUGCAAUAUUAAUUAUUGGUAGCGAGUACCCCACUCUCACCAAAAUG